AUGUGUCUCGUAGCUUAAGGUUUUUAUGAGCUAAUACCCCUCCGUCUAUUCUUUUAAGAGCAUGUGGCAGAGGUUUUUUAAAAACUGGGGGUUGACAAUAAAAGGUAUUGCCAAAAGCACUGAUCUUUGUACUUGUUACACAGUCAGGAAUUCACAGGUGUCCCUAUCACAAAUAUUUGCUGCCAUAAAUAAACAUAUUGAGUAAUUACUGGAAGGAAGCAUUUGUGAUGGACAAUGAUGACAUGCAGAUAUGCCUGCUGUCUUAGCAAGAUAACAUAAUGUUGAAACAGGUGAGAGAUGGAUACACAUUAAAAGGGAGAUUGACAUGCAUGUCUUUUUUUUCUUCUAGGAAUACCAGUGUCAUUUUGAAUUUGAUACAUCCAGAGAAAAAAAAUAUGGACUACACUUUGGCCCUCCUGUUCUCUCUGCUGCAUAUUUUAAGUUUGUGCUCAGCUGCUCCUCUGUCAGUGGACGUUGUGAAGAUGAAAUCCAAAGUGAAAUUGGGGGCCGAACAGCUGGUGGUGAAGCUGAGCAAAGACUUCCAGGUUCCCGCCGGUCUGACUCUCACUCCACCUGCUGAUGAUUUGUAUGGACCCUCCUCCAUUGUGACAGUCUUGGAGGGCUAUAACAGCCUGAUUUGUGACAGCCUCAACGGAGUCGCCCAGGUCAAGACUGAGAUUUCUUCACUGACGGGUUACCUCAAUCAGUGGAGGCAGGGCCACUGCAGUGAGCAGAGGCCAAAGCCCUCAGUGCCGGGGCCGCUCCAAGAGCUGCAGAGUCGAAAAGAGUUCAUUCACACGGUGAGCAUCGAGGCGCUCAUGAGAGUGAAGGAGUUCCUCAGUGUGCUGCUGAAAAAUCUGGAUCAACUUGAGACUUGCUGAGAGACAGACAUUAGGACCGAUAUCUGUAAGUUGCUGGCUUCCUUUUUGGACACCGUUUGUCAGGUCUGCAUCAGUGAUGUCUGACUUCCCACCUGGCCAUGUUGAACUUUUCCUAUGUAUUUUGAAGAAAUUUAUUCUUAUUUAUAUACAUUUGUAUUUAUUGAAAUAGUUUAUUUAGAAAAUAUAUAUUUUCUAACAUUGUCUUAUCAGGAUGUCUGCAGCCUAAAUGUAGCUUCUGCAGGAUUGUUUUAUAUGCAAACUGAUUUAUGCUUUGCACACAAAGAUAAAUUAAGUGUUGGUAAUAUGACACCACUGUUGUAUCAACAAAGCGCUCUCAGUGAUGAACAUGGACGUGUAUAGAAAUUAAAUCAUGAAGCUAAAUGA
Molecule: messenger RNA, 1265 nt
Organism: Anoplopoma fimbria (sablefish)
Lineage: Eukaryota; Metazoa; Chordata; Actinopteri; Perciformes; Anoplopomatidae
Product: leptin-like
Exons: 2
Coding region: 279-881 (200 amino acids)
Source: RefSeq, a predicted model, not a curated record